UAUUGAUACCUGCGGAUGUGGAGUGCUAGUUUGUGAAAUUAAAACAAAAUUUGUUUUAUAUGAACAGUUAUUUCAAGGAUUGCUACUGUUAAAUAAUAUUAGUGAAAUAUAUAGGAAGUUAGAAUGGAUAUAGAUGAAACACCGUACAAAUCCGGUUUAAUGUCGACGGUUCACAAUCUCUUUUCAUCAACUAAUCCUGCCGUGAAAAAGCUUCUUGGCUGGAAGCAAAGCGAGGAAGAAGAAAAAUGGGCAGAGAAAGCGAUAGAAUCUCUGGUAAAAAAGUUAAAGAAGAAACGUGGUGCCCUAGAGGAACUUGAACGUGCUAUUAGCAAUCAGAGUUGUACGAGCAAGUGCGUAACCAUACCGAGGAGUAUGGACGGCAGACUUCAAGUGUCGCAUCGCAAGGGCUUACCUCACGUUAUUUAUUGUAAAUUGUGGCGCUGGUCAGACUUGCGUUCGCAUCAUGAACUUAGACCUCUAGACUGUUGCGAAUACCCCUUUUCUGCGAGACAUGAGGAAGUUUGCAUCAACCCAUACCACUAUAGGCGCGUAGAAACGCCCACCUUACCGGCUGUCAUGGUACCAAGAAGCUCAGACUUAUUCCAGCAGUGCACAACAUCGAAUUUUCAACAACAAAAUCUGAAAUCAACGAUGCCACAAAACAUCUCCAUGCAGUACGCGUCUGGGCAACAGACUCUGGGUAAUAAUUCGCCACAAAAUUCGUACGAGUCAUACAGCUCGAGCAAUUUUUCUCAAGCAUCACCGUACGGCCAUCAACUAUAUUCACCCGAGUCUACGACAAACAUGGGAAACACAAGCAAUACACAAAUUAAGGAGGUACGUUAAAACAAAACAUAUUUCAGACUAUUUCUAUCAUAUAAGAAUAUUCAAAGUAGCUCGAUACAAUCAAUAUACAGCGAAAAUCCACAUAAUGCGAAACCAAUUGCCUAUGAAGAAACUUGCCAUUGGGCUUCCAUUGCUUAUUAUGAGUUGAACAGCCGAGUAGGUGAAAUCUUCCAGUGCGUACAACCCGUGAUUACCGUUGAUGGUUUUACCAACCCGACGAAUGGCACUGAACGAUUCUGUCUUGGGAAAUUAUCUAACGUGAAUCGAAAUUCUACCAUUGAAAACACAAGACGACACAUCGGUCGUGGCCUUCAACUUCAUUACGUCGGCGGUGAAGUGUACGCCGAGUGCAAUUCAGAUCAUGCUAUCUUCGUGCAAUCGAGGAACUGCAAUUACGAGGCUGGAUUCCAUCCUACGACUGUUAUUAAAAUGCCAUCCGGUUGUGUGCUUAAAAUAUUCGAUAACAGAUUAUUCGGCGAAUUACUAAAAAAAAGCGUGCAUUUUGGUUUUGAGUCUGUAUACGAACUCACUAAAAUGUGCACAAUCAGAAUGUCCUUCGUAAAAGGCUGGGGAACUGAGUAUCAACGUCAAGAUGUAACCGCCACUCCUUGCUGGAUUGAAAUACAUUUAAAUGGUCCACUUAAGUGGCUUGAUAAUGUUUUAACUGGUAUGGGUACACCUCAUAAUGCCAUUAGUUCAGUGUCGUAAAGAAAUAUUUGUUUUAAUUAUUCUGUAAAUAUGUUGUAUUAAUAUAGGAUAAAUA
Ceratosolen solmsi marchali is the source of this 1609-nucleotide messenger RNA. RefSeq names its product mothers against decapentaplegic homolog 9-like. The record is from RefSeq and is a predicted model, not a curated record. Gene Ontology annotation, cellular component: heteromeric SMAD protein complex. The transcript has 4 exons. Lineage: Eukaryota; Metazoa; Arthropoda; Insecta; Hymenoptera; Agaonidae. Gene Ontology annotation, biological process: regulation of transcription by RNA polymerase II; SMAD protein signal transduction; anatomical structure morphogenesis. Gene Ontology annotation, molecular function: RNA polymerase II cis-regulatory region sequence-specific DNA binding; DNA-binding transcription factor activity, RNA polymerase II-specific; I-SMAD binding.